Messenger RNA from Perkinsus marinus ATCC 50983, 390 nucleotides. RefSeq lists its product as hypothetical. Lineage: Eukaryota; Perkinsozoa; Perkinsida; Perkinsidae. The record is from RefSeq and is a predicted model, not a curated record. The annotation marks the transcript as partial. The transcript has 4 exons.
AUGGUGGAGCAUGUCAGAGAGCUCAUGAAGUUAUCCACCAUUAAGAAGCUGGACAUGAACUAUGUCGGUUUCUUCUGCUGCACUCUGGGCCUCAUGGACAUGCUGGAGUCCCAUCAAAUGGCAGUUGUACUAUCCGGCCUAGCUACUUUACAUAAGCCUAUUAGGAAGACCAUCGCAGAGCACUUAGUCCGAACCUAUGAUACGUCGGCUCAGCUCAUGAAAGUGCUCGAGAUGCUGCGAGAGUUCAUCACUCUGUCUACACUCGAACAGCUUGGCAGACUGGGGCUUGACACUAUACAGCUUGAUACAUUACAGCUGCGGUCCCGUCAGUGGACGAGUUUCCUCACGGAAUGCAGGAGACCUAUGAAGGGGGCACUUGAGCUCAUCGCU